AUGAAGGCCACUGCGCUUAUGAAGCUCAUAUACCUCGAAAUGUUCGGCCACGAUAUGUCAUGGGCAUCCUUCCAUGUCCUCGAAGUCAUGUCCUCCCCUAAAUACUUGCAAAAACGAGUCGGAUAUCUUGGGGCGGUUCAGAGUUUCAGACAGGACACAGAAGUCCUCAUGCUGGCAACAAACUUGCUGAAGAAAGACUUAACCUCGACUUCUGCGAUCACCAUGUCCCUCCCUAUCGUGACACUUCCGCACGUCAUUACACCCUCGUUGGCGCUCUCGGUUCUUUCGGAUCUGCUCCCAAGACUCACGCAUUCGAACCCGGCUAUACGAAAGAAGACUAUUGUGACACUAUACAGGCUCGCCCUAGUCUACCCCGAAACGCUGAGACCUGCCUGGCCAAAGAUUAAAGACCGGUUGAUGGAUGAAGGCGAGGAUCCAAGUGUGACGGCUGCAAUUGUCAAUGUAGUCUGCGAACUAGGUUGGCGAAGACCCCACGACUUCCUACCUCUUGCGCCGAGACUAUUCGAACUUCUAGUGGACGGCGGUAAUAAUUGGAUGGCUAUCAAACUGAUCAAACUUUUUGCUACACUGACUCCUUUGGAGCCCCGAUUGGUCAAGAAGCUACUACCUCCGCUAACUUCUAUUAUUCGGACGACUCCUGCCAUGUCACUAUUGUAUGAGUGUAUAAACGGCAUCAUUCAAGGCGGUAUUUUGGGUAAUGGUGACGAUUCUGCUGCUGGCGAGGAGAUUGCGACUCUUUGUGUUGGUAAACUUCGUGGAAUGAUAAUGGUGGAGGGGGAUCCGAAUCUGAAAUAUGUGGCUCUGCUUGCAUUCAACAAAAUCGUCCUAACCCACCCAUAUCUUGUUGCGGAGCAGGAGGAUGUAAUCAUGGACUGUAUAGACAACCCUGACAUAUCCAUCCGUCUACGAGCUUUAGACCUAGUUGUGGGUAUGGUCAGCAGCGAGAAUCUGAUGUCUAUCGUGGGCCGUCUAAUGCGACAACUACGCAACUCUCGUUCGCCAACGACUGACGAACGCGGACAACGGCCGGCAGUAGGGGCCAUCGAGCCUGCCGCGGAUUCCGACGACGAAGCCCCUGAAAUCGCUAUCAGACCUAGUAGGGAGCCAUCAUCUGAGCCACCCCUUCCUGACGAAUAUAAGAUUGAUGUCAUCAGCCGAGUACUUGAGAUGUGCUCUAGCAACAAUUAUGGAAAUCUUGUAGAUUUCGAUUGGUAUAUCGACAUAUUGAUACAGUUAGUCCGGGAGGCGCCUGUUGUGCGGCCGGUGACCAUGUUAGACGACUCAGACUCGAGAUCCAGAGAUGAGCCUGCCUUGGACGUUUCCGGAAGAAUCGGAGAUGAAUUACGGAGCGUGGCCGUUAAGGUCAGAGCUAUCCGGUUACAGGCUACGAGGGCUGCGGAGGCGAUUUUGAUUUCCGCAUACAAUGAUAACUCAUCGCCACUUACUCCAGCCAGUGGGGCAUUGCGCCCGAUUGCAUGGAUUGUUGGAGAAUAUGCGUCAAAUCUCGAGACUCCUGACGGCACAUUGACAGCCCUCCUCCAUAUCACGAGGAGUUCGGCCCCUCCAGAGGCACUCAUUAUUUUCCUGCAAGCAAUACCGAAGACGUUCGCCUUUAUAGCUGGUGACGAUCAGGUUAUAUGGACGCCAGAAAGGAAGACUAUGGUGUCACUUCUCAUGGCUCGCAUAAUCCAUGUGCUUGAACCACUGGCUAUACAUCCAGAUUUGGAGGUCCAAGAAAGAGCUGUUGAGAUUACAGAACUUCUAAGACUAGCCGCCGAAGCGGCGUCUGGACAGGAGCCAUCUUCAGAUGAGAUACAACAAGAUGCACCCUUAUUGCUUACACAGGCCAUUCCAUCACUGUUUUCCGGACUGGAGUUAAAUUCCGUUGCUGUUGGUGCACAAAGGAACGUUCCUGUGCCAUCUGAUUUGGAUUUGGACGAACUGAUCAAUCCAAAUCUAACCAAUUUACUGCGUACUGUGGACAUGACAGCCUUAGAUGAGCCAGAUGAAGACGGCUUUGAGACUUACUAUCACCAACCACCAGCAGCAGCAGCACCCACCGCAGGUGAACCUGCCAUUAACCGUCUUGGCGGUGCCUCUGAAGAUGCUGUCCAUUCAUAUCAGCAAGGGGGUGAGGAGAGCUAUCUAGACCCGGACAUUCUUGCUCGGCGGCGUGCAGAGCGGCUGGAGAGGAAUAAAGACGAUCCGUUCUACAUUGCUCCGACAGAUGCAGUCUCUAGAUCGUCAACACCCCUUCAUAACAUCCUCCAAAGCAACAAUGGCCCGGAUUUCGACGUGGAUGAAAUACCAGUCAUGCAACUAGAGCUCGACAGGACAAAUACACCAGUGACAGGACAAUCCUCACCCAAAAAGCCAAUUAUCCCAAAAUCUCGCCAGCGGAUUCAGGUGGCCGCGGACGAGACUUUAGUGAGUGGAAGCUCGUCUCCUGGAAAUUACGAUUCGGAAAGCAACCUCGAUGCUCCUCAGAGGCCAAAACUCAAAGGAAAAUCACUUCUCCAAGUAGAUUCCAGUCAUAUUGGUACAAUCUCCCUUGAGGAAGGCGACCAUGCCGCUUCCGCCUUGGAUUUUGAGCGUCAACAGAGGGAAGAAGCGGAAAUGGCAAAGGCUAUGAAGGAGGUGGAGAGGCUACGGUUAGAGAUGCAGCGAGCGAAUGAGAGGAUACAAGCAGCUCAGGGGGUAUCGACUGAAACCGUGGUCAAGAAGAAGAAGAAGAAGUCUAAACCUGUGGAAGCUGAGGCUGGCAAGGUGCCGACAAAGAAGAAGAAAUCGAAGCAGGUAGCCACUGACGAAGGGCAAGGUGAGCCUUCCAUUUCGGCGGAUGUCGUGAAACCAAAAAAGAAGAAGAAGAAACCUAAGCCGGAGGAGGGGGGUUCUGAGCAUCAGGAAUCUCUUGUUAGCGGGGAGAAUGGAGCAUAG
This is a messenger RNA of Venustampulla echinocandica, 2958 nucleotides long. RefSeq names its product AP-3 complex subunit delta. The coding region runs from base 1 to 2958 and encodes 985 amino acids. The record is from RefSeq and is a predicted model, not a curated record. Gene Ontology annotation, biological process: protein targeting to vacuole; Golgi to vacuole transport. Lineage: Eukaryota; Fungi; Ascomycota; Leotiomycetes; Helotiales; Pleuroascaceae. The transcript has 4 exons. Gene Ontology annotation, cellular component: membrane coat; AP-3 adaptor complex; endosome membrane.